Molecule: messenger RNA, 2049 nt
Organism: Lodderomyces margitis
Lineage: Eukaryota; Fungi; Ascomycota; Pichiomycetes; Serinales; Debaryomycetaceae
Gene: KIP2
Product: Kip2p
Exons: 1
Coding region: 1-2049 (682 amino acids)
Biological process (GO): microtubule-based movement
Molecular function (GO): microtubule motor activity; microtubule binding; ATP binding
Source: RefSeq, a predicted model, not a curated record
AUGAGGACAAGAUCCUCUUUAGGCAAUUCGUCUAGUGCGUCUGUUUCCUCGUUGUCUACACCUGCGCGAUCAGCUACUACAUCAUCAUCUGUCAAAUCAACUUUUCGUCCACCAUCCAGACCCACCAUGGUUAGAUCAUCGUCGCCUGUGUUACAACAUCACCAACCACCAAGAUCAAGACCGGGAUCUUCCCUUGCCACGAGUCGUCCUGGCACUCCUGUUAAUUCGGGAAAUUACUGUCGUCAAGAGCCCUAUACCGGUACCAUUACGGUAUCGAUACGCCCCAAUCCUGAAUCAUUUUCCCUUGGUGCACAACAAAACUGGCAUAUCAAUUCAUAUAACAACAGCAUAUCCCAUGUGGAUGGGAGCAGCUUUGCAUUUGAUAACGUGUUUGAAAACGAUGCCAACCUGAAUAACAACUACCAAGUAUAUUUAAAGGCUUGUAAACCGAUUGUUGAAAAGUUUCUUGACGAAGGGUACAAUGGGACUGUAUUUGCGUACGGUAUGACAGGGUCGGGAAAGACUUACAGUAUGAAGGGAAACGAGAAAGAGUCUGGAUUUGUCGAAUUGGCAGUGAAUGAUUUAUUUGACAAGAUCAAUAAUCACAUGGGGGGAACGACAACACAUCAAAUUAAUGUGUCAUACCUUGAAAUAUAUAAUGAACGUAUUAUCGAUUUGCUAAACACCGGUAAUGGCUCCCCAACGACAGCCAAUGAUUUAAAGAUUAGAGACGAUCCAGAGUUUGGUGUCAAAGUUGUCGGUUUGACUACGCCAACGGUCACUUCAAGAGAGCAAAUACUUUCAUUGAUUAGAAAAGGUGAUCUUAAUAGAAAAACAAGUGCCACCGAUUUCAAUGCCAGAUCUUCAAGAUCACAUUCAAUUUUGCAAAUAAGACUUAAAGUCGUGGAUGAACAUACCAGUAGCGAGACCACAUCCACUUUGUCAUUGUGUGACCUAGCAGGAUCGGAACGGGCUUCAUCAAGCUUAGAGAGGAGGAAAGAAGGUUCCUAUAUCAACAAGUCCUUGUUGGCUUUGAGUAAUGUCAUUAACAAGUUGUCAGCCUCGUCUCAAGGUAUUGUAGAUCAUCACAUAAGCUACCGAGAUUCCAAGUUGACGAGGCUUCUACAGCCAGCAUUGAGUGGUAGGAGUUUGGUGCUGAUAUUGUGUACAAUCCAUAUGGGCUGCGGUAACAAUGCCACUGCCCAACAAGCAGUCUCAGAAACCUACAAAACAUUGAGGUUCGCAGCAAGAGCUAAGGAUAUUGUGAUUAAUGUUGAAAAGAAUUUAGGGAGGGGAAUCGAAAUGAGUGACCCUGAGACUAUGAAACUAAUACAGGAUUUGAAUAAUACAAUUGAGCAACAGAAACAUGAAUUGUUGCUGUUGAAAUCAAAUGGAUAUACAGAAGGAACAUCUGAUUUGAAUGCCUUAGCUACCUCGGAUAAUGCAUUGCAAGCGGAAAACAGGGUUUUGAUGGAGAGAGUUAAUCAUCUCACUAGACUCACUGAUUUACAAAAGACAGAAACGGUGAUUGUUAAGGAUAGUGCACUCAAUGACAUCAUUGGGUCAGGUGCAGAUAAUGCCCAACUUUAUGUGGCUAAUAUUGAAGAGUUGUAUAAACGCAUUACACACGAGAGAAGCGAGUAUGACAACUACAUUGCACAUCUCGAACAACAAUUGAAAAUGGCCCUUGUCAACAAUCCGAAUCACAACACGUCCAAGCCAAAUAACAGCGAAUUGAUGGAGGUGCUAAAAGACCAAGAGGAGGAGAUAAUACAACUUAAGGAAACGAUCAAGGACAAAGACCAUAUAAUACGAAGUUUCUCCAAGACUUCGAGAUUGAGAAAGUUGGUGGAAUCGAAUGUCAAAGCAAAUAUCUCAAUAAACAAACCCAGUUAUGCCACAAUGGAUCAAGAAUACAAACGCUCAAUGGGUAUUCACAGCCAGGACAGUGAUGUAUCCAUGGACAAGGAGAAUGAAGUUGCAACUUAUGAUAUCGCUGUGGGGCCAAAAAAGGCUAGAGCUGGUUUUGAUCUAAUGCUGACGUUAUAA